Messenger RNA from Monodelphis domestica (gray short-tailed opossum), 8475 nucleotides. It is a transcript of the gene ADCY5, whose product is annotated as adenylate cyclase 5. Gene Ontology annotation, molecular function: adenylate cyclase activity. NCBI's taxonomy places the organism in Eukaryota, Metazoa, Chordata, Mammalia, Didelphimorphia, Didelphidae. Gene Ontology annotation, biological process: intracellular signal transduction; adenylate cyclase-activating G protein-coupled receptor signaling pathway; cAMP biosynthetic process. Gene Ontology annotation, cellular component: plasma membrane. The record is from RefSeq and is a predicted model, not a curated record.
GGGAGGGAAUAGGCGGGUGGGGGCGCUGGGAUCAGUGAAGGGGACACGCAGCACCGAGUUCCGGGCAGAGGUGGGGGCGAGUGGCCACUGCACAGGGCGAUCUGGGCUAGAAGUGGGAGCGGCCAGAAUUUUAGGUGAGGAAGGGGACCGAAAGCUCCCCCUGGCCGCCAGUCCGCCCCCUCCAGGAACAGCGACUGCGCCUCUGCCCGGCUCCUUCCUCUGCGCCCCCGGCAGAGGAUGCCGGAGGCGAGCCGAGCCGAGCGGGGCGCCGAGCCUGGUGGCCCGGGGCGCUGUGGGCCGGGGGUGUGCUAUGCGCUGCUGUAACCUGCGGCUAGAGCAGCGCGGGGGGGCGGGGGGAGGCAGCGGUAGGAGGGGAUGCAGAGGAAGCUCCGGCGGCGGCGAGCCGGGGAGAGAGGAGGAGAAACAGCGGCGGCGGCGGCGGCGGUGGCUGGAAGGGUCUGAGUAGCAGGGCCGGAGGCGUGAAUGGCGCUCUCCAAACAUCCCCUAGCCCAGAGACUCUUUUCCCCUCGGAAAUCUACCAGGGUUGUAGCGUCUCCGCAGCGGCUGGCCCUCGUCCUGGCGGGAUGCUUUUGAAUUCAGAUCUUCUAUUUCUUCAUUCUGUGCUCCCCAAGAAGCCCGCUCUGAGGCGGGGAUAACGUUGCUGGUGGUGAGCCGGAUACCUUCCUUCCUGUUAGUCCUUCUCCGCCUCUCACCCAGGCCGGCGGCUAUGGACUAGAAACCGGCGGAUUGAAGGAUACUGAGUCCGAAGCUAACCCUCCCAUCUGCUCAGCAGGCAGCUUUGCGAAGCUUAUUAUUAUUAAUUUUUUUUUUUUGGAAGGGGGGUGGCUGGGAGAAGAGUGGGGAAGGGGCAUCCAGCAGGGGCCGGGUCUUCUCCCUUGCCCACCCCAUGGACACUGGGGCCGCUGUCUGAAACUGGAGCCACGCUCUCGCACUUGACGCGUGAGGCAAGGGAUGCGGUGGCGGGGCCCCCUGCUAUCCAGGACCCUCCCCCCAGGUCCCCGGAACCGUUGCUCCGCCCGCCGCCCCCUCCCCCGUCCUCUCCACCCCCCAUCCCACCUCCCCACCCCUCUUAAGAAAAUAAUGCUGGCUGCCUUUCGUACCUCCCAGUUGUUCCCUGUUCGCUUUGAGAGAAGGUCUCCCGCUCGGUAUCCCUACCCGGACUCCUAAGGAGCCGCGUCGGCUGCUUAGUCUUGCGCCAGGCUCGGGUGAGCUCAGGCUCAGUGUGGGAUCUUGGAGCUUUCUGCCUAGGCACCGCUGGCACGGGAGAGGCGUCGCCUGCUGAAGACGCUUCUCCAUUCCUCCUCACUCGUAAUUCCAGCCCCUGCCCCGAGGUCCCACGACAGUCAGAGCACCCCUGGCUGCUCUCCGAACACUGGUGUGACUUGGAUUUCGGACACUGGACAGUCUUCACCCCAACGAAAGCGGGUUUCCCUCUACUUCUAGCCUCCUCGGCUUCUCUUGCCUUUCCUGGAGAUCCUGAUCGCUUUCCCCGCAGGCGCCACCCCACAUCGUUCAGGACGGGGGUGCCACGAUGCCCGGCGGCUCAGGGACCUGGGCCGCCCCCGACGUGUGACCCAAGCUUGGUCCCCUUGCUUGGUCCCCCACCCUCCCCUUGGCGUCCCCCACCCUGCCCCCCAGGGGAGGAGGAAGAAGAGGAGGGAGAGGGGGACAUGUCCCGCUCCAAAAGCAUAAGCCCCCCGGGCUACGCGGCCCAGACCGCGGCUGCCCCCAGGGGAGGCGGGGAGCACCGCUCGGCUUGGGGAGAAGCGGAGUCUCGAGCCAAUGGGUACCCCUACCCUCCAGCGGGGCUUACACGCGGCUCUACUAAAAAGACUGGGGUGGCCGUGACCCCCCAGCAGCACCGCCUGGUGAGCCGCUGGCGCAACGAUGAGGACUACGAACCUCCACUGGGCAGCCAGGACCCUCUCGGGGGUGGCUUUGGCUUCAGCUUUCGUUCCAAGUCAGCCUGGCAGGAGCAAGGAGAGGACUGCUGUCGGGGCAGUCGUCGCCACCGCCGUGGGGCAGCUGGAGGGGGCAGCACCCGCGCCCCCCCGACAGGCGGAGGAGGUGGCAGCGGUGGCAGUGGUGGCGGGUCAGCCCCUUCCAGGUCAGGGGAGCGGAGUACCGCAACCGUGCAGGGGGGCGGGGCGGAGGUACGCCCUCGUUCAGUGGAGCUGGGUCUGGAUGAGCGGCGAAGCAAGGGCAAAGCGGUGGAGGAGCUAGAGCCUGGAGCCAGAGGGGGAGGAGAGGAGGAGGCUGAGGACGCGGGCAGCUCGACGGGCUCCGGCUCUGGAGCCGCGCUCUCACUGGGCGCCUGCUGCCUGGCGCUCCUACAGAUCUUUCGCUCCAAGAAGUUUCCGUCGGACAAACUCGAGAGGCUUUACCAGCGCUAUUUCUUCCGCCUGAACCAGAGCAGCCUCACCAUGUUGAUGGCAGUGCUGGUGCUCGUGUGCCUCGUCAUGCUGGCCUUCCACGCUGCCCGCGGUCACUACCAGCCUCCUUACCUGGCCGUGCUCUCCGCCGCGGUGGCCGUGGUGCUUAUUCUAGCCGUAUUUUGCAACCGGGCCAGCUUCCACCAGGACCACAUGGGACUGGCCUGUUACGCCCUCAUUGCUGUGGUGCUGGCCGUCGAGGUCGUAGCUGUGCUGCUUCCCCAGCCUCGCAGUGCCUCCGAGGGCAUUUGGUGGACUGUGUUCUUCAUUUACACCAUUUAUACGUUGCUGCCUGUCCGCAUGAGGGCCGCCGUGCUUAGCGGGGUGCUGCUCUCUGCCAUACACCUUGCCAUCUCCCUGCAGGCCAACUCUGAGGACCAGUUCUUGCUGAAGCAGCUUGUCUCCAAUGUGCUCAUCUUCUCCUGUACCAACAUUGUGGGAGUAUGUACCCAUUAUCCAGCAGAAGUCUCCCAAAGACAAGCCUUCCAGGAGACCCGGGAGUGUAUCCAGGCUCGAUUGCACUCACAGAGGGAAAACCAGCAGCAGGAGCGGCUCCUGCUGUCUGUCCUUCCCCGUCAUGUUGCCAUGGAGAUGAAAGCGGACAUCAAUGCCAAGCAGGAAGAUAUGAUGUUCCACAAGAUUUACAUCCAGAAACAUGACAAUGUGAGCAUCCUGUUUGCAGACAUUGAAGGCUUCACCAGCUUGGCUUCCCAAUGUACGGCUCAGGAGCUCGUCAUGACCCUCAAUGAGCUGUUUGCUCGUUUCGACAAGCUGGCCGCAGAGAAUCACUGUUUACGGAUUAAAAUCUUGGGAGAUUGCUAUUACUGUGUCUCUGGGCUUCCCGAGGCCCGAGCUGACCAUGCUCACUGCUGUGUGGAGAUGGGCAUGGACAUGAUUGAGGCCAUCUCGUUGGUCCGAGAGGUGACCGGGGUGAACGUGAACAUGCGUGUGGGAAUUCACAGUGGUCGAGUACACUGUGGUGUGCUUGGACUAAGGAAGUGGCAAUUUGAUGUCUGGUCCAAUGAUGUGACAUUAGCCAACCACAUGGAAGCAGGAGGCAAAGCUGGGCGCAUCCAUAUCACCAAGGCCACGCUGAACUAUCUCAAUGGUGAUUAUGAAGUAGAACCUGGCUGCGGGGGUGAGCGCAAUGCCUACCUCAAGGAACACAGUAUAGAGACCUUUCUCAUCCUGCGCUGUACCCAGAAAAGGAAAGAAGAGAAGGCCAUGAUUGCCAAAAUGAAUCGCCAGCGGACCAAUUCCAUUGGGCACAAUCCCCCGCCCUGGGGCGCCGAACGGCCCUUCUACAACCACUUGGGAUCCCACCAGGUCUCGAAGGAGAUGAAGAGAAUGGGUUUUGAAGACCCCAAGGACAAGAACACCCAAGAGAACUUGAACCCCGAGGAUGAGGUGGAUGAGUUCCUGGGCCGGGCGAUUGAUGCGAGAAGCAUUGACCGGCUGAGGUCAGAGCACGUUCGGAAGUUCCUCCUAACUUUCAGAGAACCUGAUUUAGAAAAAAAGUACUCCAAGCAGGUGGAUGACCGCUUCGGUGCCUACGUGGCCUGUGCCUCCCUUGUCUUCCUCUUCAUCUGCUUUGUCCAGAUCACCAUCAUGCCACACUCCAUGUUUAUGCUGGGUUUCUAUCUGACGUGUUUCCUGCUGUUGACCAUGGUGGUAUUUGUCUCUGUGAUCUACUCCUGUGUGAAGCUUUUCCCAGCACCCCUGCAGACUCUCUCUAGGAAGAUCGUCCAGUCCAGGACCAACAGCACUGUAGUUGGGGUCUUCACCAUCAUCCUGGUUUUCCUGUCUGCAUUUGUCAACAUGUUCAUGUGCAACCCUGUGGAUCUGUUCAGCUGCCUGGCGGACGAGCACAACAUCACCGUGAGCAAUGUCAAUGCCUGCCAUGUGGGCGAGUCAGCUUUCAACUACAGCCUGGGCAGUGAGCAGGGCUUCUGUGGCAACCCCCUGCCCAACUGCAACUUUCCAGAGUACUUUACCUACAGUGUCCUGCUCAGCCUGCUUGCCUGCUCCGUGUUCCUGCAGAUCAGCUGCAUCGGGAAGCUGGCGCUGAUGCUGGCCAUUGAGGUCAUCUAUGUACUUAUGGUGGAGGUGCCAGGGGUCACACUCUUUGACAACGCUGACUUGCUGGUCACAGCCAAUGUCAUUGAUUUCUCCAACAACAAUGGAACGACGCAGUGCCCUGAGCAUGUGACGAAGGUGGCCCUGAAGAUCAUGACGCCCAUCAUCAUCUCCGUCUUUGUGCUGGCUUUGUACCUUCAUGCCCAGCAGGUGGAGUCCACGGCCCGGCUAGACUUCCUCUGGAAACUGCAGGCCACAGAGGAGAAAGAGGAGAUGGAGGAGCUCCAAGCCUACAACAGGAGGCUGCUACACAACAUCCUGCCCAAGGAUGUGGCGGCCCACUUCCUGGCUCGGGAGCGGCGCAACGAUGAGCUGUACUACCAGUCAUGCGAAUGUGUGGCUGUCAUGUUCGCCUCCAUUUCCAACUUCUCUGAGUUCUAUGUGGAGCUGGAGGCCAACAACGAAGGAGUGGAGUGUCUCCGACUGCUCAAUGAGAUCAUCGCUGACUUUGAUGAGAUCAUCAGUGAAGACCAGUUUCGACAGCUGGAGAAGAUCAAAACCAUUGGCAGCACUUAUAUGGCGGCCUCUGGCCUCAAUGAUUCCACUUAUGACAAAGCAGGGAAGACGCACAUCAAAGCCCUGGCUGACUUUGCCAUGAAGCUAAUGGACCAAAUGAAAUACAUCAAUGAGCACUCCUUCAACAACUUCCAGAUGAAGAUAGGGCUAAACAUUGGCCCAGUGGUGGCCGGGGUGAUUGGAGCUCGCAAGCCUCAGUAUGAUAUUUGGGGCAACACAGUGAAUGUGGCCAGCCGCAUGGACAGCACUGGUGUGCCUGACCGCAUCCAGGUGACCACAGACAUGUACCAGGUGCUGGCCGCCAACACCUACCAGCUGGAGUGCCGGGGUGUCGUCAAGGUGAAGGGCAAAGGGGAGAUGAUGACCUACUUCCUCAAUGGAGGACCCCCACCCAGUUAGCAGCGGGCAGGGUGGGCAAAGCUGUACCAGGCAGACCGGCCUUUGGAGAAUCGGAAAAUGACUUCUUUUGUGCCAGGCGAGGUGGGCAGACCUAGCUCUAGUGCCUACAGGGCGUCCUGGCGUCUUUUCCACAGUGACUCCAAAACCAGCUUUCUCCUCUCCUGGGGGCGGGAGCCCUGGCGGGACCCCGGGGGAGCCAACUUCCCCGAGAGCACCAAGUUGACCAAAGAUGUAUCUGGCUCUGUGUGUCGGCUAGGAGAAGCCCUGAAUCGUUGGCGCUUUCUGACAGGCGGGUGGCCUCCGUCCCACAUGCCACGGGUGGGAAAGAGCUCAGUAUUUAUUGGUGUAGGACCACGGACACCCUCGUGAAAGAGGCAGCCCUGCCUGGGGAAGACUUCCCGCCCGGGGGAGUGCCGGGCCUGGGGCGGCAGCCAGGGACAGCUGGGGAUCCCCGCAGAUGCUGCUUUUCUGUGCAAGCUUUUUAAAUCGGACGGUGGCCUGGCCUGGUUCCACGGAGGCCUCGCGGUGUUGCUGGCCUGGGUGCUGACCCAGGAAGGACUACUAGCCAUAUUAACCGCGCCCUCCUCCGUCCCCCCAUCCCUUUAGGAGCGGGCAGCACGCCCGACCAAGCGAGACUCUUUCCCAGGCGGGAGGGGACCACGAGGGGCAGCAGGAGGCUCCGACGGCUCUGAGAAAAGCAAAUAUUUAUUAAACGAAACAAAACCGUUCUCCGUGCCCUUCUUUAGCACGUGCUAGUUUGCCGCGUUCAGAGACAGAGCGAAGCGACCCUUCGGGCCGGGCGCUGGGCCUGGGGAAGGGAGGGACCCCGCCCUGAGAUGUGUCAUUUUUGUAUCUUUUAUUUUGUAAUAUUUGAAAACUUGGAGAUCUAACAGAGAUACCAAAUUCUAUAUUUUGUAAAUUCUCUAUCGGAAAGCGGCUGUGUACAGCAGGCCGGGUGGCGGUGCUGGUGGCGGGUGCGGUUUGUUUGUUGUGCGUAUGUAUAUAAGCUACAGAACCGGGCCACCCGGUGCUGUAGUCGCGUUCCCCACUGGCAGUUUUCAGUUUUGCAGGGUACAAUCAGUCUAUCUGCUUCUGGGACUUCAGGGUAAAUUAGGUUCUGUAUGUGCCCAGUAGUACACACACACACACACACACACACACACACACAUACUCACACUCAUACACACUCACACACAUACUCACACUCAUACACACUCACACGCACAUACUCACACUCAUACACACUCACACACACACACACCUCACUUGCCCAUCAGAAGGUUCCUUUCUAGAGCCCAGGUGGCUUUGUGGAGAUUCUUCCCACUGGCCUCACUCUCCUCCCACAUCAACAUAUUUUCAUUUUUCCAUACGAGAACCAUCCUGGAGUCUCAUGGAGGCUACCCUUACCCUAAGAGCGCCUGAAAAGAGUGCAAGUGCCAUUUUUCUGGUUUCAAUUUGAUCUCUAGGGACUGCCUUGGGCUAGUUCAACCCCCUCUUUUUUUUCCCUUCAAAACAAAUGCCCCACACGCAAGAUGUGACCAUUCUUCCCUCUGCAUGAGGACCUGCUUCCCCCCUGGAAGAGUGGCUGUCUAGGCCUUAUUAGCCCUGCGCUCCAGACCAAUGCCUGGGUGGCACUCCUUUCCGGGGGCCCGAGUGACCUGAAUCAGGAGAGCAGAGCCCAGAAGGUCCUUGAGGGAAACGACGGAUUGUUUUUGUAUGGGGGGAGGGUGUCUGGUCCCGGAUUUUUUUGGACUUUGUAUCCCCAGCUUCUAGACAUAAAAGAUGCUUCAUGCAUGUUGUUUGAAUUGAGUUGGAAGUAAACCCUUGAGAUUUUCUUUUAAAGACAACACAAAGAAGCCUAUUUUUUGUAAUCUGCUGCGAGAAGGAGACUUUUGAUAAGUAGGCAGCUGCUGCAGGGAAGAGAGAGAUACUAAAACCAAACUCCAAUCUGGGGGCAGAUCCCCAUCUUCCCGACUCUUCACUCUUCUCAGGGCAGAAUCGUUCUCUGGGGCUCUCACGGAGAACCAAAACGGAGGCCUGUUUGACUGCGCUCCACAAAGAAAAUGAUCACGAGCAGAGAAACUCCAGUUUUCUUCUUGUCAAGAGAUCCCCGGGCAUGCCCAUGCACACACACACACACACACACACACACACACACACACACACACAGACACACACACACACACACACACACACACACACACACACACACACACACACGCUACGUGAUGCCGCUUCACCUCAGCCUUUCAUUUCCAAUUCUCCUGACCUACACUCUCCCCCAUCACCACCUUACUGCGACAGGCUGUUUCCCUCCCCCCAUGAGCGCACAUCUCCGAGGAGCCAAGUGUGUAAACUGUAAAACUGCCAAGUCUGCCUUUGUAUAUUAUAUUUCUGCUGUGACAUCCUUUGAGUUUGACAAAGCACCUGUGUUCCCCACUGUAUUCUAUUGGCUUUCUUCAUACUCAUGGUGGUUCUGUUGGUUUUGUUUUUGUUUGAAGCUUUGAUUCCAGCUUGAGUCAAGGAUGUACUCAAUGCGCCUGUGUCACCCUGCUCCCUCUUGACCACUUGUCUGUUGGUAAGGCCUCCAGCCUUCUCCCAUUUCUCCCGUCACUUUCUCAAUCUCGUUCCCCUUUCUCAGACCCCCCUCUUCCGUUACCCGCCCCAGGCCUCAUUUAUGCCAUCUGUAAAAUGAGGGGGUAGAAUAAGUGGAUCCAUAAUGACGGUCCCUUCCAGGCCCCCGACCCAUGAACCUUCUCUCUGCCUGUCUGUCCAUCCCUUCUACCCCUUUCCACCCCAAGCUGUGACUGUUGAUGACGUGUAGAGCUUAAGCAUCAUUUUCUCUAAGGGGUGUGCACUGUUUAUUCUUGAUCUUGCAAAAAAAAAAAACAACAGAUACAAUUAUGAUUUCCCAUGGAAAUUGAAAAAAGUCUAUUUAAAUAAUUUAACUAUUAAACACUUUCACUGGUAA